AACCAGAGUACAUUAAUUAAUCUAUAAUUUAAACCAUCCAGCAGCCCCCCUUGAUGGCUUCUUAACUCUAAGAUAGACUUUGACUGAGUCCUUCCACUUGCAUCCCACUAUAAAUAUCAUAGCCAUCUAUCAUAUUCAGAUCACAAACUUAAACUUCUUCAAUAUUAUUAUUUCUUUGUUUGCAUAACACUUGUUGCUGCUCAGAAAUAAACCUUAGUCUAUACUCUAUAUAUAUACAGCCUUUUGUUUUCAUAAGUUUUAUUAAUCUUUACUAAAAAAAAUGGAGGGAGUGACAAAGUUAUCUGUUGAACAAAUUCAACCACCUACUUAUGGAAACUUGGUAACAAUUCUUAGUAUUGAUGGUGGUGGUAUUAGGGGACUCAUUCCUGCUGCAAUUAUUGAAUUCCUUGAAUCUCACCUUCAGGAAUUGGAUGGUGAAGAUGCAAGGCUUGCAGAUUACUUUGAUGUGAUAUCAGGAACAAGUACAGGAGGUCUUGUAACUGCCAUGUUAGCUGCUCCAGAUAAAAACAACCGUCCACUUUUUGCUGCCAAAGAUAUCAAACCCUUUUACCUUGAACACUGCCCAAAAAUUUUCCCACAACCUAGAGGCCUAGGUGGGACAAUAUUAGCAAAGGUAAUGAGAUCUCUUGGAGGACCCAAAUAUGAUGGAAAAUACCUUCAUGAGGUUGUAAGAGAGAAACUUGGAGAAAUUAAGUUGCAUGAGACCUUAACCAACAUUGUUAUUCCUACAUUUGACAUCAAGACUUUGCAGCCAAUUAUUUUCUCAUCUUAUCAGCUUAAGAAAUCUCCUUUUUUGGAUGUUAAACUCUCAGACAUAUGCAUUAGUACCUCAGCUGCACCUACUUAUCUUCCUGCUCACACCUUCACAAAUAAACAUGAAGAAACUAAAAAAGAAGAGGAGUUCAAUCUCAUUGAUGGUGGUGUUUGUGCAAAUAAUCCGGCUUUAGUUGCCAUGAAUGAAGUAACAAAGCAAAUCAUCAAUCAAAGUCCUGAUUUCUUUCCAAUCAAGCCUCUUGAAUAUGGUCGAUUUCUGAUAAUUUCAUUAGGCACCGGGACAGCAAAAAAUGAGGAAAAAUUCAGUGCACAAAUGGCAGCCAAAUGGGGUCUAUUGGAUUGGUUAACACAUAGUGGUUCGAAUCCUUUAAUCGAUGUUUUUACUCAAUCAAGUAGUGAUAUGGUUGAUUUUCAUUUAUCUGCUGUCACUCAAGCUCUUCAUUCAGAAGAUAAUUACCUUCGAAUUCAGGAUGACACAUUAACCGGAAUAGAUUCUUCUGUUGACAUUGCUACUGAGGCGAACUUGAAGAAACUAAGCCAAAUUGGUGAGAAUUUAUUGAAGAAACCAGUCUCUAGAGUCAAUUUAGAAAAUGGACACUUUGAACCAAUAACAACUGGAGAAACUAAUGAAGCUGCUCUCAUGAGGCUUGCAAAAAUACUUUCGCAAGAGAGGAGACUCCGUGAAAUGAGAUCACCGCAUACAAGUAGAGGCAAGAAAGCUCGACAUCUAGUUGUAUGAUCAACUUAACAUCUUUUCAAAUAUGUUUCUUCAAGAAGAAAAAAUAUUUGUAAGAUAUGUGCAUGAAAAGUUCAGUGACAUGUAUUAGAUCAAAAGUUUGAUUGCUUAAUAAAAUGUAACCAAAGAGUUUCUUGUUUUCCUUUUUUUUUUUUUUUUAAAGCUUUUGUAUAAGUUGCAAUUAAGUUUGGUGAAAAUUAUGUAUUCUUACUUUCAAUUCAUUUGUUAUUCUCCAAUUUUAAGUGUAAAUGUCAGUUUGACACUUCUUUAAAACUAUGUACCAAAAUUUAUAAAAGUCCAAUAUAAUUUUGUUGAUUGAAUCAAA
Messenger RNA from Trifolium pratense (red clover), 1856 nucleotides. RefSeq names its product patatin-like protein 2. The transcript is spliced from 6 exons. Gene Ontology annotation, biological process: lipid metabolic process. Bases 281 to 1534 code for a protein of 417 amino acids. The record is from RefSeq and is a predicted model, not a curated record. Gene Ontology annotation, molecular function: glycerophospholipase activity; monoacylglycerol lipase activity. NCBI's taxonomy places the organism in Eukaryota, Viridiplantae, Streptophyta, Magnoliopsida, Fabales, Fabaceae.